AUGUAUCAAAAACAGUUAAUUAGCGCCAUCUGUAUUGCCGUCAUCUUGGUGACGGGUUGUCCAACAUCAAUGGCAAUUUCAAAUGGUGAAACCGCAAAUCAUUGCGAAUUUCCGUACGUUGCAUACAUGGACAGAGUUCUAUUCGGUGAUCCAGUCUGUUCAGGAAUUAUUAUUAAUCCGGAAUGGGUUCUUACUGCGACAUAUUGUCUGCGAUUUGAAACCACUGGCAUUUCCUUCACUGCUGGGGUCACAAAUGUUUCAAUUGUUGGCGAAGGUGAGCAAUUGAGUCGCGUAGUCGCAACGAUUAUUCACCCCAAUUUUACCCAAGAAUCUACGCAUGGAUUGGCACGAAACGACAUCGCCCUUUGCAAAGUGUUUCCUCCCUUUGACUUUAGUCAGGAUGGAGUUGGGCCAAUUACUCUACCAAAUAAUGAGGACGUCGUAAAUGAAAGCUUAACGUUAAUGGGAUGGGGAGAGAUUAACUUGAACUACGAAUUCAAUCCGGUUCUGCAAAAGGCAGAUUUUAUCCGAGAAUCUGAUCAGCAAUGUAUUCAAUCAUAUCCAAAUGAAUGGGAUGCAACCAUGUUGUGCGCCUCAGGGACUCUGGGUCGAGUUGGGAUAUGUUAUGGGGACACUGGAAGUCCACUAACCUAUCGAAGGGAAGAAGACAACCGAACAGCGCUUUAUGGAAUUGCGUCCCGUUAUACAAAUCCUGCUUGUGAGAGGAACAAAUCAAGCAUGUUUACUAAGGUGAAACCAUAUGUGGACUGGAUUCAGGAUACAAUUUUGAAUUAUAAUGAAACCGAUCCCAUAUCCUGGGCAGAAAGUAUCAACACCUGUGGCGGCGUGCUGGUCGGAUCUGCAGGUUUAAUUAGUUAUAAAGUUGGUCAAGUCUACAACUCAAAGGAAACUUGUGUCUGGACAAUCCGACCCACUCCUGGUAAAAGAGUUACCAUGGCGUUCAAAGAAUAUGGCAUCCGAUCAGGAGGAUGGGUUUCGAAGGCAAGAAUUUUUGAUGCAGAAGGAUUAAUUGGUCCAAAUGACAAGAUUGUCCCUGGAACGAGUUAUGGGCAAAACGCUGAGGUAAUCUUCAUUACAUUCUACUCAAAUGGGAACCCAUCAAACGGGACUGGAUUCGCGCUAGAAUUUGAAGGAGAAAUGAGACCAAAUCCUGCUGGAUUGAAUCAUUUAAAUGAUAAUUAUAAUUUGGGCUCAAAUACCAUUGUUACGGUUUCUCAUCCCAGUGAGAUUGAUGAUAGAUAUGGGAGUAAUGAAGUGUCAACGUGGGUCGUGCAUAAUAGAGAGGUGCAGACUGCAUUAAGCGUUAAUAUUACACGACAGGACAUUGAUUGUGGUGGAGAUUUAUUGAGAAUUUAUUCUCUUAUUGGAAAUGAUGCAAGCUUUAGACAGGAUGUCGAAUCAUGUGGCAGUGUGAUCCCAGGGAGAACAUUCAUUGCGGAGGAUAAUGUGAUGAUUGCCGUUUUCAAAAGUGAUAGCAUAAUGGAGAGGAAAGGAUUUGCUGCAAAUUUUUUUCAAGGAUGACUAGAAAUUUAUGGAGUUUAUGAAAUUGACAAUUUUAAAUAUUUAUAA
Molecule: messenger RNA, 1590 nt
Organism: Folsomia candida
Lineage: Eukaryota; Metazoa; Arthropoda; Collembola; Entomobryomorpha; Isotomidae
Product: CUB and peptidase domain-containing protein 1
Exons: 6
Coding region: 1-1542 (513 amino acids)
Biological process (GO): proteolysis
Molecular function (GO): serine-type endopeptidase activity
Source: RefSeq, a predicted model, not a curated record